GGCUGCUUUCGGAAUCACUCGUUCAGUCACGCCUAGACUCGUUCAAAAAGUGAACCUGAGACCGAGUCAUUCCACGGCGGUGUGCGAAGACUGAUGCUCUUAUCGUGAACUAUAGUGAAAACGUGAUAUUUUACUCAUCAACGGGCUUGAUAUUAACUCGUUAAAGUUAUUUUUAUAUGUAUAAUGUUGUGAUACAAACCGUCGCUAGUGGUGUUUAGUAUUUCGAAUACGCUUACGGUUAAAAUACAAGGAUAGAGUGUUGGUGCAAUAAGUGUUCUCAGUUCAACCUAGUCUGGAUUUUCAAGGAUUAUUUUGCAUAAUAAAGAGAUUUCCAAAAACAAGGUCUCGCUUCGUUGUCGCCGCACUAUGAGAGUGCGCUUCCUAUGCUUAUGAUCUCAAUUUAGAAAAGGAAUUUCACGCGAUAAGCCCGCUGUGUCUCCAACAAUGGAAUUCCCCCGGUACGUGCGGAUCGUGGCGCGGACGACAUUCGCGGUCGUCAACAACUUAUACUGCAUCCCCGCGUACGUGCUGUGGAUGAUGGCGCUGCGCCUUCUCAAACCCUUGUUCGCCCCCAUCUAUUGGAAGAUCGAAGGCCUCAUGUACCACUGGCUGCUGGCGAUGGUCUCCUUGUGGUCUUGGACGGCUGGAUAUGAGAUUGUCGAGACCGGAGACGAGCCUGCGGCGUGCAGCGAUCGUCGAACCCUGGUCAUCGCAAACCAUCAGUCCACGGCGGACGUGCCUAUGCUGAUGGCCGCUUGGAAUCCUCGCCCCGGAGUCCUGCCCAACCUCAUGUGGAUUAUGGAUAGAGUUUUCAAGUUUACGAACUUCGGGAUCGUCAGCGUUCUGCAUGAGGACUUCUUUAUACAAGCGGGUAAAGCGAAGAGAGAUCAGUCGCUGGAGGAACUUCGGCAGCAUAUCCACAAAUUCUACAUGCCUCUCAGCAGGCAGUUCAUGGUGCUCUUUCCGGAAGGUGGAUUCUUGCAUAAGAGAAGGGAAGUCAGUCAAAGGUUUGCCGAGAAGAAUAACUUGCCGAAACUAGAAUACGUAUCAUUACCCCGAGUUGGAGCCAUGAAGGUGAUCAUGGAAGAAAUAGGACCAAGGAGGAAUGAAGGCGCUGGUACUUCUAAGGACGAAUCGCGGAAAGAUGACAACUUUAACCAAAGCAAACAUAAGAUGAUAGUGGACAACAAUGUGGGCGACACCAUCGAAUGGAUCCUUGAUGUGACCAUCGCUUACCCUGAUCGAAUACCCAUCCAUCUUCAGGAUGUCGUAUGCGGGACCAGACCACCUUGCACCACACAUCUUCAUUACAGACUCUAUCCUAGUACUGAGGUACCAACAGACACUGAGGGUAUGACCCAGUGGCUAUACGACAGGUUCAUAGAAAAGGAGAAAAUGCUGGAGGAGUUCUACAAAACCGGAAAGUUUCCCAGCAAGGGAAACCCGUCGGGAUCUGUGGUCAGACAAGUACGGCAGGACAAUCUUCGAUACCUCAUCCUGCAUUCGUUCUUCAUAGCUUCGACCUUCAUCCAAUACAAGUUCUUCAGUUUGUUGUUCAGUUAUUUUUGGUAAAAUUGGGGUACACGUGGAACGCUUGAUCAGCUGCUAACGAUUUUAAUUUUCACAACAAAGAAUUAACAUAUCAUAUUGUUUCCGAGUUAUAUUUUUUUUUCUCCGUAUUAUUUCAUUUAUUAAACUGAGAUUGCGUUUCACGUUUUAUUUAAGAGGAGAAUAAGUAAUUAAUUGAUUCGCUUUUUGUGUUGAAAUAUAAAGAACGAAAUGUUUCAAUUAUUUUUUGCCAUACGAACUCAAAAGCAUUUUUACUGAAGGCAUAAGUACAUUUUAGUUUUGGUUUUUUUUUGUGUUUACUUUAUUAUUAUAACGUCCAUGUAAAAAGUUACCUCGAUUUUGACAUAUUGAGUAUUAUCUAGAUUUGUCAGUGCCGUGGGCACGAUAAACGACCAAUAUCACUAUUUAAGAAUAAAUAACCGGACCGUAAGGAAAACCGAUUGCGUAUAAAAAUUCGGUUUUCGGUUUUCUCGGUUCUAUGCAUUCUGUAUUAGUGAAAGCGUUCGGAAAUGCUAUUAGGAAAUUCGGCGUUUAAGAAAAUCUUGCAAGUUUUUAUGAAAUGGUACUUAAUGCUUAGAUUUUAUUUUUGACCUUUAACAUGCAGACAGCGGCUUUUGUAGGCAACGGCUUGGCUCUGCCCCUGACAUUGGUGAAGUCCAUGAGCGACGGUAACCACUCACCAUCGGGUGGGCCGCAUGCUCGUCUGCCUACAAGGGCAAUAAAAAAACCAUACAACAUACAAUAGAAGUUAUUAGUGUGAAUCCUAUCUGACAAUUGUAGUACUUUAGUAUUGAGCUUGGAGAACGCAUUUUCUAUUGAAUCCCUUAAUCAUUUUUAUGACACCUAUAGGAUGAGAUGUAUUAGUGUUAUCCUAGGCUUAGAACGCUGCGUACAUAAGCAACACCUUAAAUAGAAGGAUCAAUUUCAAUACCAAUGAAUUACAGCCGUUUUUAUUCUGACUUGCAUAGCUUAAAAGUUCAUGCAAAGAAUGAAAUUUACAUUAUUGAUAACAGCUAAUAAUAAUUAAGAAACUUCUAAGUGUUGCAGUUAUUGACGCAGUUCAUUUCCUCAUAAUAGGCAAAAGAUAGAUAGAUCUUGUAGUUUUAACGGAAAAAAAGAAACCAUUAAAAGAAGCUUGGACAAUAAAAAAUAAAUCUAUUAAUAAUUGUGUAAUAUUCAACCACUACAUAAAAAAAACCAUAUCAACAGGUAUUAUUGUACACUCAAUAAUUGUUACUGAAAGAACAGAAUUUAUAAAUAUUUAAGCAUUAAAAUAGAAAUAAUAUUUUAAUAUUUACAACAACACAGCUCGAUAUCAGACAGAAAGGAACAAUGAUAAAAAUUCCAAAGCUCUGUUAGCAGAUACCAUUUACGUAAUAUUUUGUCGUUCGGUAGUUCUUAAUUUUUUUUUUGUAACCUGUUCUUUAUUAACACGCUUAAGUCAGUCAGAUCUCGGGCAAUUAGUAACUGCAAUAAAUCAUUUCCUAGGAGCAUUUCUAAACGCGUUAUUACAAUGUGUGCUGUGACAUUAAGUCAAUACAUAAAUAAAAUAAUUACCUAGUAUAAGUUUGCUUCGCGCCGAACCAAAUAGGGAUAUAUUCGUCGUCCCUUUUUUUAUCGAUUUUAUUAAUUCGAUGUCGAUUCUCGAUUUUGCGGGAUAAUUUCUCGGGACUAUUGGAAUUCGGGAUCCCGUUUAGGGUAUGUAAUAUUGACAGACUGAUUCUGUAUGUUGUAAAAUGGCUGUAGAAUUUUAACUUUUCGGGUUGCAUAUCUAUGCACAUUCAUCAUAAUUAUCUAUAUGUUUGGGCGCGCUAGUAGUUUUGCCAAUCGAAUUCAAUUUCAACAGCGCCAUGAAAGCAUGGGCUAAAUCUAAUUUUAUUAUAUUUCAAUCGAUGGAAAACAAAUUUAUUAAAUCCUUGAAAUAUGUCCAAAACAAUAUUAGAAAAAUAUUGUUUGUGUGUGUGACUACUGGAAAAUUUACCUCUGAUUGAUAGAGAUUCACCUCUAUCAGUCCGAAUCAGUUAACAGGGUUCGCUUUUUCUCUGAUCAGUAAGUUUACAGCCGAAGUAACACCCAGAAAUCAGUCAGGAGCGUUAAUUAUAAUAGUAUCAAACAAUUUCUAAAUUAGUUUUAAGUGAACAGUCUAAUGGACAACAACUUUAAUGCUUUCAAUUAAUUAUUCAGGAAAAUUCCUUUUUUGUUGUAUGCUAUGGCCGUAUUUUUAUAAAGCGUUAUAACAUGAAGUCUCAGACACACUUACUUACAUUACCACAAGACACACUUACAUAUCGUCAUCGGUGGCAGACGUUCCACUCAUUCAUAGACAUCACAAAGAACUAUUCUAGUAAAAAGUAAUCUUCGCUUUUACCGAAGGCGCUCAAGCAAUGGAAUGCUUGUUAUUAGAAAUCCUGGGGGUAGGUAGCAAAAACGACCUCGUCAAACUCAGUAUAUUGUAUCUGAAGUCUGCUGAAAUGGCGCUAUUAUGACAACCAAUUCCAUUUCGUGGAAUGUUUGACAAUUUAUUCAUUGCGCGGAUUUUCUAUAAUUUCCUUUGUCGUAUCGCUCAUGUCAGAGCGUUCGUGCUCGUAAUUCAGCAUCAUUGCUAUGGGCAGAUGCUAUGCGCUUCACGAGUAAUCACCACUCCUCCCGGUUUCUAUAAAUAAUAGAAGCGUUUAAUUACUUUUCACCUAACCAUGUCUAUAAUGUAUCUAUUCGUUAUUUUAUUCAAUCUGGGUUGUAGCACCGUUGAGUUUCAUCUCUGAUAAUUGCAUAUAUUUUUUAUUUGAAUAUUAGAGUAUUUUGCUUACGAAUUCCAGACAUGGACACAACAUUACAACUGAGCGGAAACGUUAUGAAACGAUAAACAGCAAAAUACAUUCAAUAUUAAUAAUCAAAUCAAAUCAAAUCAAAUCAAAAAAUUUUUAUUCAACAUAAAUGAAAGUACAUACUUGUUGAACGUCAAAAGAACUACCGCCAAUUCACAAGAACUAGCCUCCGUCCUGAGAAGAAUUGGCAAGAAACUCAGCGGGCAUGUCUUUUUUUUUACAUAUAAAAUUAUUAUUUAUUUAUUUUUUAAUAUUAUUAUUUUUUUAAAUAUGAAUUUUUUACACUGAGUAUUAUAACGUAACAAUUACUACAAUAUUGAAAUGCCUGGAGCGAGCAACUCAUUCCCACUUUGUGCAAUCUUCUAGAUAAUCAUUGACUUUAUAGUAAGCUUUAUUGCACAGAUGUUCUUUAAUAGUUUUCUUAAACCUAUGUAUAUGUAGGUUCUGAACAUCAUGUUGGAUUUUGUUGUACAGGCGCACAGACAAACACCCGAAUGAAUUUCGUAUCUUAUGUAACCUACUCAUCGGCACAACAAGCUUGUGUUUGUUCCUAGUAUUUCUAUUAUGUAUGUCCGACUGUUUAGGAAACUCCUCAAUAUGUUUACGAACAUACAUCAAAUUUUCAAAAAUGUACUGGGAUGGCAUAGUGAGAACUUUAAUUUCUUUAAAUUUCUCCCUCAGGGAUUCCCUUGAGUGCAUGUUAUAAAUAGCACGUAUAGCUCUUUUCUGCAGAAUAAAUAUCAUUUCUACAUCGGCCGCAUUGCCCCAUAGCAAAAUGCCAUAGGACAUGACACUGUGGAAGUAACUAAAGUAAACUAAACGAGCCAAUAACUAUAUAUUCGUAUUUCUUCCGUGAAGCAGUAAUGCGUUUCGGUUUGAAGGAUGGGGCAGCCGUUGUAACUAUACUGAGACCUUAGAACUAAUAUCUCAAGGUGGGUGGCGGCCUUUACGUUGUAGAUGCCUAUGGGUCCAAUAACCACUUAACACCAGGUGGGCUGUGAGCUCGUUCACCCAACUAAGCAAUAAAAAAAAAGUAUUACAUAUAUUUGCGUCAUUAGUUUAAAGCCUACCAUAGAUAAUACACUUAAUAUUAGGCCUACUAACUAUUAUUAUGAUCGCAGAGAAAGAAAAAGAGCAUUCAUUACAAAUGAUACAUAAUAUGUAUCACAUUAAAGUUGUUGUUCAUUAUUUUUUAUAUAUAAAUAAGAUAUUAUAGGUAACUUUUUUUUCUAAAUAACGUACCUUUUCACGAUACAAUAUACGACUCAGAUUUUUCUUAAAAGUAUAUAUAUAGUUGGAGUUGAAAAAAUUCAAAACGUAUGCCAAAAUUUUUGCCGUAAGUGCCUAGGCUUAAUUGGUUAUUUACUGCCGAUAUUGAUGGCAUGUCUAUGUGUUAUCUUAUGUGUGUUGCUAAGGUGUCUUAUGUUGGAACGGUAAACUAUCGCCAAUCUUAUUGUAUGAUUAAGCUAGAAAAGUUUGAGGAAAAGAAUGAAAAUGAGAAACACUUAUCAUUGAAUUAAUCGGAUUAAAAAGAUAACGUAGAUCAUAUUGUACAUGUCAAUUUGUGUUGAAACAAUAUAUGGACCGUUUAUUUUGAAAGUGGUGUAAGUCCAUUUUUGAGAAAAAUCAGUUAACACGUAAUUCAUGCAUAAUUUAAUGUAACUUUUUAUAUAUAACUAGUUCGUGUUUAAUUUCUCAAAAAAAUCCCAUGUUUUGUACAACUUAAAAUCGGUCGGUAAAUGAAAGUGGUGUAAGUCCAAUUGACAGAGGUAGGUGGCAUAGCCAUACCCCAUAUGAUUUGCCUGUAUUUUUAAAUCAACAAAUAUAGUAACCCUUAAUUUUCUCGAAACAAAAGAAAAUGGACUUACACCACUUUCAAAAUAAACGAGAUGGACCGAUCUUAGUUUCUUGGCAACAUAACUUCGAUAAAACUAUUGAUAGGCCGCGGAUAUCGGCCGAUAGUUUAUUCGUAAAUUUAAUUCGGUGAUUGUGAAUACUAAUAUUUGGGUCACAAAGAAGUGAAAUUGUAGUUUUUUUUUAUACUAAUAGAUAUAAACAGUCGCCUUUUGCGGUUCCUUUUCGAAGUGUAAGUCCUAACUUUUUAUCACUUUCUUAAUAGACCCUUAAAUAAAUAUGCUUACACACUAUCUCUGUUCACGUUUUAAAUCGUAGUUAAAUAAUUAACAAUAAUCUAUACAAAAUAAUGUAUUAUUACCUAAAGGUUUCUUCAAAAUAAUGAUUUUAAUCCAGGUUACUAAGGAAUAUUUUCCUGCACAGUUUAAAAUAUACUGCUUUUAGUAAUUAUCUCACUGCUAUUAAAAUUUAGCAGCUUUUCGAUGCAUAUAGUGGGUUUUUUUCCGAACACUUUGUUUUUUCAAAUGAAUAAAAAUGAGUCAAAAUUCUGAUUAGAUCAAUAAUGUAUUUGCGAAGGCUUAUUUGUGUGGUUGGUAGCGAAGAAGUGGAUCGCUGUGAUUUUCGUAAAAUGGACCCAGACGUAAGAUUUUUUUGUGUCGGGAGAAAGGCGCUCGUACAUUUUUGUUCUUACAUUGUUGGAUUUGAUGUAAAUUUACUUAAUACUCCGUUUAUCGCGUGUUUCAAUAAACACAGUUCUAUUGUAUUCUUUGUAUUACAAAAUAUUUAAUGUCUAUAUUGAAGAUUUCUGCGUAACCUAUAAAUAGAACUUGACGUUUAUUAACAAAAAGUCAAAUCAAAAUAAUUUAACAUAACUCAACCCACACAGUAGAACAGAUCUUCCAACGCGCUUGAAGGAGGCACAGUCCCCAAGAUACUGGCCACGUUGCCUCGUUGGACAGCCAGACUCACUCUCUGUGCAAAGUAGUCUUAGCAUCAUGUGUAACCUCCUUCAAGCGUUUGGAGAUUUCUGUUAAAAUAUUUGUAUUUAUUCUAAUCUUUGUAUUUAUAUUGUUUGUUAAACAGCAGUAUUUACUGCGAAGUUAGCCAAUCGUCCACACAAUUAUUAAUAGCACUUUUAAAUGAUUCUAUUAAAUCCGUUUGUACUUUCGAAGUCACGGAAUACUCUUAAACAGAAUAAACAUAAAUUAAGAACGGUUUUAUUUAAUACUGAAUGUUUUUCUUUUUGUUUCUGGUGAAUAGUGUUUUGUUUUUCAUUGCGUAAUGAAUUAUUUUUAUUUUCAUUAAGUCAUUUAGCUGUAAUUUAGUUCUAAGCGUUAAUGAAGGCUUUGUUUGUUUGUUUUUUUUUCUUUUUUCUUUGUUGAAUAUUCCCUACAACUGUACUUUAUUUUUAAAGCUUCUCUAUAAAUUGAGAUUCCGAUCUCUUGUCUCGCGAUUGGCGACUGGGUUUGCGUUGUGAUGUCUAUGACCUGCCGUACCCGUUUCAAAGCGGGCCAUUAGCAGAUAAAUAAUAUUUCAACAUAAUCAUAAUUUAAAUACAUGAUUUCUUAUAGUUCUGUGGUAAUCUAUAGUCUUAUAAUUUGAGUUAUUUAAAUACGUGAUUUUCAGGUAAAUUGUAUCGAUCUAUCGAUAUUGAUUGACUAUUUAAGUCAAAUAGUGUUCGUUCGGGUUUAUUGUAAUAAUGUUUUUUUUCUUUAUCAAGGGUUGUGUGAUAACGUUUUUUUUUUUUGUGUUGUUAAAAAUUAGAUAUUAAGUCGGUUCGUGUAACAAAUCCUAAUCUUUCAUCUCGCUCACGCUUUCUCGUCGUUUGGUGAGCAAGAGAGAGAUCGCAAUGAUUAAGUUCGUGCAAUUUUAAGUUACACCAUUAAUAUGUAAGUAAUUUACUUUUAGCCAAUUAACAAAUAAUAUGUAGUCUUUAAAUUGUUUUGGUAUGAUAAAAAUCGUUAAUCGAUUAUUAUUGAUAUGCUCGGUUGGAUGUUUUCUUCACUGAUAUGUUUUUGUUCGGUUAACAUCGCAUCCACCUUUAUUUUGUUUACUGUAAACAUUACGUUGUCAAUAAUUCAGGAGUGAAUAAAUCUGGCAUACUUGGGAUCUAUUGCUUGUGCUAAAGUUCUUUUUUUUUCGAAAUUGCGUGAAAGUGUAUAAUAUUACGUCAUUACGUCAAAGGAAUUUAUGUAAAUUAAUUAUUAUUAUUGGAGGCAACAUUUGUAAUGUUUAUAAUCCUAAGGUGUCUUCAUAAUAAGCUUCAUUUCGUAUUAUCGUAUGACUAGAACGCUUGUGAUUUGCUGUUUGUAAAUUGAUGUUUCACAGUUUGUCAAUAAAGCACUUUUGUGGCACUAA
Bombyx mori (domestic silkworm) is the source of this 8606-nucleotide messenger RNA. It is a transcript of the gene PlexA, whose product is annotated as acyl-CoA:lysophosphatidylglycerol acyltransferase 1. The transcript is spliced from 8 exons. Gene Ontology annotation, cellular component: plasma membrane; endomembrane system; endoplasmic reticulum. The record is from RefSeq and is a predicted model, not a curated record. Gene Ontology annotation, biological process: negative regulation of cell adhesion; regulation of cell migration; regulation of GTPase activity. Bases 445 to 1572 code for a protein of 375 amino acids. Lineage: Eukaryota; Metazoa; Arthropoda; Insecta; Lepidoptera; Bombycidae. Gene Ontology annotation, molecular function: acyltransferase activity; protein binding; semaphorin receptor activity.